This is a messenger RNA of Trichoderma virens Gv29-8, 840 nucleotides long. RefSeq lists its product as uncharacterized. The record is from RefSeq and is a predicted model, not a curated record. NCBI's taxonomy places the organism in Eukaryota, Fungi, Ascomycota, Sordariomycetes, Hypocreales, Hypocreaceae. The coding region runs from base 1 to 840 and encodes 279 amino acids. The transcript has 3 exons.
AUGUCCAACCCAGAAAGCACACCAAAUGGAGAGAUUCCAUUCGACAUCUACGAUCUUGACUCUGGGCUGAAACUGUUACAUGAGUACAGCGGAAUUCCAGAUGAGAAAGUCCAGAACCAUAUUGAGUCGAUUAAACAAAAAGCUCUACAAGUGCGACAUUAUCCGUGUAUUAGACGUUACCGAUUCCUAGAACUAAUCUUGAUGACCACAGAGGUCUACCAAGAAAUUCUAGAGCGAGUUAAAAAUGGCGACAAAUUCAUGGACCUGGGCUGCUGCUUUGGCCAGGAGAUCCGUAAACUUGUCCAUGAUGGCGCACCUUCUGUCAAUACUUAUGGCUCUGAUCUCUGGGGUGAAUACCUUUCUAUGGGCUAUGAACUAUUCAAAGACAAAGAUAGACUUCAAACUAAAUUUAUAGCAGCGGACAUCUUUGACGAUUCUUCCCCGCUUGCGAAGCUAUCUGGACAGAUGAACAUCAUUUAUGUGGGCGAUGUUUUUCAUCUGUUCAGUCUUGAAGAGCAAGAAGAAAUUGCAGUGAGGAUUGUUCAUUUACUCGCCCCGCAGCCAGGAUCUUUAAUCAUUGGAAGGCAAUCAGGCGGCGAAACUGCGUUGGAAUAUUCACGGGCCGGCGAUAUGAGCGGGAGAAGGCAAUUUCAGCACAACCCUCAGAGCUGGAAGCAGUUGUGGGACCGAGUUGGCGAUAAAACCGGGAGCAAGUGGUCGGCAGAUGUGGGACUUUGCCAAGAGUUCAAGUUCAAACCAUCUGCGACAUUAGAUACCUCAGGUGAAGUUCAACGGCUCAUGAAAGCAAAGGGAUUGAGAUUUACCAUCAGGAGAUUAUGA